UUUUAUAAUUCUCUCCCUCUCUCUCUCUCUCUCGGUAGAUUUUUCCAUAUAAUAAUAUAAUUGUAAAGAACAAAAGAGUCUGAACAGCAAGAAAAGACUCAGUUAAGCACUAAAUUCUCCUUUGACAGGAUCAUCCGAGGGUAAUAUAAAUAUAAAUAUAGAUCAUUGGCACAUCAACAUAACCUGAGUGAGAAAAAAGCUAAAUCAAAAGGCAAGAAGCAAUAACACAAGUGAUUCUUUUAACAAACUAGAAGAAAAUGGCUAGAACGAGAAAAGCUCGUGCAGGAGUGGAUGAAAGGAAUACUGAUAAAGGGAAUAUUGCCUUACAAGAAAUGGUUAAGGAGGCAGCAGCCACGGCUGCAGUAGGCACAGUACAUCGAGCGCGCAAGAGAUUUGUUGGGGUUCGGCAGCGGCCAUCGGGGCGGUGGGUGGCGGAGAUAAAGGAUACUAUUCAAAAAAUAAGGGUGUGGUUAGGCACCUUUGACACGGCUGAAGAGGCUGCAAGGGCCUAUGAUGAGGCAGCUUGCCUGCUUCGCGGGGAAAAUACCCGAACGAAUUUCUGGCCUCGUUCUCCCUCGUCGUCGUCUUCCUCUUCAUCUCUUCCCCCAAAAAUUACCAACCUUCUUCUUAGCAGGCUAAAGGCACGAAACAACGAGUUGACUGCUUCCUCCUCCUUGCCUGUUGAUCAUCAAAAGAAAACGCAAAAGCAAAAUCAGUCAGAGGAGUCCAUAGAUGAAUUGGCUGAUUUUUCAGAAACACAAUUCACUGAUUUUCUCAAUGAUCCUGAAGAUUACACCAUCGAUGACAGCAGUAUGAUCACUAAUGACUAUACAAGAUCAUGCCUAACACAAAAUGAUGACUUUCAAACUAGCAAUUUCAAUUUGGAUCAGAACUUGAAUGAUUUAGUACAUCUUUCUAAUGAGCAGUUUUCCAGAGGGGAUGCGAAUAUUGGAGGAGAAAUGGACAAUGAAAUUAUAAAUGAGAAUACUGGUCUAGACGAUGUUGAUUUCAAAUUUGUUGAUGAAACCGUAUCAUUUAAUUGUACCCCUUUUGAGAUUGCUGAAGAGAUUUCGAAGGAGGGAUAUGAAGAUGAGCCAUUGAUGCUUAGCGAGGUCAUGAAGAGGAAUUAUGAGAGGAAGUUUUCAGCCUCUCUCUAUGCCUUCAAUGGGAUCACAGAAUGCCUCAAGAUGAAGCACGAAUCCGGGAGUGUACUGGGACAGGAAAGUUCUGAUCACUUGAACAGACUCCAGAAUGCAUGUAAAAUGAACCAACAAGAGAAGAGAAAACUUGAAGAAGGCAACUUUAAAGAGAGUGAAAAGAAUAUGCAGGAUCAGUAUGCGCAAGCUUCAACAGAAAAUGGAGAAUUGUCACUCUGGACCUCCAUUGAUCUCCAACCUAUAUGUAUGCUUAGUUAAUCAGUUGACAAAUUUUUUAUACUUUAACAAUAAAAAAAAGUGUAUUAACUUCUUAGUUAAAGAGAAUCAACAAUAAGCUUUCACUACAUGUUUCUGAAACAAAACUUCAAACUAAAUCCAGAAUCUUUUCAGGACAGAUAAAAAGUAUACGAAAAAAGUUGCAUCGUGAAGGAAAAGUGUUGUAGUUCAUGACUAGUACUAUACAAGCUAACAAAAAGAAUGGCCUUAUUC
Molecule: messenger RNA, 1646 nt
Organism: Olea europaea var. sylvestris
Lineage: Eukaryota; Viridiplantae; Streptophyta; Magnoliopsida; Lamiales; Oleaceae
Product: ethylene-responsive transcription factor CRF4-like
Exons: 1
Coding region: 258-1415 (385 amino acids)
Biological process (GO): regulation of DNA-templated transcription
Molecular function (GO): DNA-binding transcription factor activity; DNA binding
Source: RefSeq, a predicted model, not a curated record